AUGGGUCAGUACCUCAAGAUGGCUCCCACCAGUCUUCCUCUUCAGGAGGACAAGCAGAAGCCAGACUACAGCAACGAGGCCGUCUUCAGACGGAACUGUCUUCCUGCUCGGUCCUAUUUCAUUCCGGAUACCUCACUCUUGCUCAAUGGCAGCUGGGACUUCCAUUAUGCCUCCACUCCUCUUGAGGCACCAGAGCCGGAGGCAGUCAGAGAUACAGCUUGGGCCAAUUUGAAGGUACCCGGCCACUGGCAGCUGCAGGGCUACGGGAAGCCUUGGUACACCAAUGUUCAGUACCCAAUACCCGUAUGCCCUCCUCACGUGCCGACCGAGAACCCGACUGGUACCUACAAGAGGACCUUCUUCGUCCCGAGCACGUGGGAUCACUCGACACAGCUGCGGUUGCGCUUUGAUGGUGUGGAUAGUUCUUAUCACGUCUGGGUGAAUGGGGUGCUAGUAGGCUAUGCACAGGGCGCGAGAAACCCUCACGAGUUUGAUGUCUCUGAACAUGUGGAGAGAGACGGCCCCAAUGAGCUGCUAGUCCGCGUCUACCAGUGGUCGGAUGGCAGUUACAUUGAGGAUCAGGAUCAGUGGUGGCUCUCAGGCAUCUAUAGAGACGUCUAUCUCCUUGCCUUUCCUACCGAUGCGCGGAUCGAGGACUGGUUCAUCCGAACUGACCUCGACGACAAGUACGAGAACGCCACUCUUCAGGCAACGAUCGACGUCUUGAGCGACAAGGCAGGAACACUUGAGCUCACACUGUCAGAGCUGGACAAGAAUGGUGGCUCUGUCAUUGAGACCAAGACGACCGACGUCGGAUCUGGUUCUUCUAAACUUGACAUAUCUCUGCCUGUGACCAAGCCGGCGAAAUGGACCGCCGAAUCUCCUUAUCUCUACUCCGUACAGUUGACCCUGAAGGCAUCCUCCUCUCCGCCCUACACCGUUACGCAGAGGAUAGGGUUCCGCAAGGUCGAGCUGAUUAAUGGGCUCAUGACUGUCAACGGUACCCGGAUUCGUCUGCGCGGCGUCAACAGGCACGAACACCACCCUCAUUUCGGCCGUGCGGUGCCUCUCGACUACAUCAAGAAGGACCUCCUCCUUAUGAAGACCCACAACGUGAAUGCCCUGCGGUGCUCUCACUACCCCUCCCAUCCCAAGCUACUCGACAUGGCCGAUGAGCUGGGUCUCUGGGUCAUGGACGAGGCAGAUCUCGAGUGCCACGGCUUUUACGAUGCCGUCGCAAGACCCCAGGAUAUCCCGGAGCACAUGGACUACGAGGAACGGAAGAAGUUCACUUUUCCCCAGGCUGCCAAAUUUACCACUGACAACCCGACUUGGAAGGAAGCGUACGUUGACCGCAUGAGAGACCUGAUCCAGCGCGACAAGAACCACGCUUCCGUCAUCGUAUGGAGCCUGGGCAACGAGGCUUUCUAUGGUCAAAACCACAAGGCCAUGUAUGAAUACGGAAAGAAAGUCGACCCUGGAAGGCUGAUUCACUACGAAGGCGAUGUGCACGCCGAGACGGCAGACAUGUACAGCUACAUGUAUCCGCCGAUCGAGCGACUGCUGAAGCUGUCACAGACCGAGGGUGUCAAAGACGGCAAAUACGAGAAGCCGGUGGUGCUCUGUGAGUACGGGCAUGCCAUGGGUAACGGACCAGGUUGGCUGGAGGACUAUGAAGAGCUUUUCAGAACCCACCCGCGCCUGCAGGGCGGAUUCAUCUGGGAGUGGGCCAAUCAUGGCUUGUGGAAAGAAGAGGGUGACGGGACUGGCAAAGGUGGCUACUAUGGCUAUGGUGGCGAUUUUGGUGAUUUCCCCAACGACGGCACGUUCGUCAUGGACGGCUUGUGUUUCAGCAACCAUGAGCCCACGCCGGGACUGACCGAGUUCAAGAGGGUGAUUCAGCCUGUGGGCUUCUCUGCGCAAGGCGACAAGCUCAGCCUCGAAAACUACUACGACUUUAUCGAUCUUUCCCACUUGGUCGCCUCGUACAAGGUGGAGGAACUAGGCCAGGAGAGCAGGCUACUUGCCUCAGGCACGCUUGACAUCCCAGACAUCAAGGCGGGCAAGAAGGGCGAGAUUGACCUGAAAAGUGCCGUCUCGAGGUUCAAGAGUGACAAGGACGUAUUUGUUACAGUGUCGUUGACCAACCGCGACGAGACACCUGGGCUCAGUGCGGGACACGAGGUCGCGUGGACGCAGUGGCAGCUCUCUCAUGCUGCACAAGCUCAGUCACCCUUAUCACUGGACAGGCUAUCCUCUUCUGUCCAUGUCACCACUGCUGGGCCCAAGGUCACGGUUUCUGGGCCGCACUACAAUUUUGAGUUUGACCGUGCCCGCGGUGCACCCAUCUCGUGGGCGGUCAACGGUGUAUCGAUCCUGGAAGCCGACCCCUCGACCGGCGUCGCCAUCCUUCCCUCGUUCUGGCGACCCGCCACAGACAAUGAUGUCCCUGGAUCAUUGCCGUACUGGCAGCGCUUCGGCGUCGACAUAUUGGAGUCUCAACUACGGUCCUUUGAGAUCGACACCUCGGAUCCUAGCAAGGCAGUCCUCAAAGCACACACUUUCAUCACACCACCAGUCCUAGCAUGGGGCUUUGAUGCUAAGAUCGAGUAUAUCGUCACCAACACCGGCGCACUAAAGGUGGAUGUCAAGAGUCUCACGCCCACUGGUGCCAUCCCCGACCAUGUCCCCCGGGCGGGCUUCAACCUCCGCCUGAGCAAGCACCUAGAUAAUGUCUCCUGGUACGGCCUCGGCCCAGGCGAAAGCUACCCAGAUAAGAAGUCCGCCCAGCGCAUGGGUAUCUGGACAGUGCCUACGGUCAAGGACCUGCAGGUACCCUACGAAGUGCCGCAGGAGAACGCCAACCGCAUGGAGGCACGCUGGGUACAAGUCGCCGACGCGCACGGGGCGGGCGUCAAGGCUACCUCCACCAACGACAACGGGAAUCUGUUCAAUUGGGUCGCGAGCAACCAUUCCAUCGACACGGUCCACGCGGCCAGACACCCGCCUGACCUGGUUGAGGAGGACGCCACGCUGCUGAGGCUGGAUUACAAGGUGGCUGGUGUGGGCACUGCAGCUUGCGGCCCCGGCGUCAGGGAGGACUUGUUGGUCAAGGUGGAGGAGAUGAAGUUUGGAUUCGUGCUGGAGAGCGUUGGGCUUUGA
Messenger RNA from Cryphonectria parasitica EP155, 3162 nucleotides. RefSeq names its product family 2 glycoside hydrolase. Gene Ontology annotation, biological process: lactose catabolic process. Gene Ontology annotation, cellular component: beta-galactosidase complex. The record is from RefSeq and is a predicted model, not a curated record. Bases 1 to 3162 code for a protein of 1053 amino acids. Lineage: Eukaryota; Fungi; Ascomycota; Sordariomycetes; Diaporthales; Cryphonectriaceae. Gene Ontology annotation, molecular function: beta-galactosidase activity; carbohydrate binding. The transcript has 3 exons.